Molecule: messenger RNA, 8792 nt
Organism: Thlaspi arvense
Lineage: Eukaryota; Viridiplantae; Streptophyta; Magnoliopsida; Brassicales; Brassicaceae
Source: the annotation of a GenBank genome assembly
CUAAAAGUCAAGAUAAUAUCUUAUAUAUAUAUAUUUUUUUUAUCAUUAUGACACUUAUAUAAUCUCAUCUUGAUCAAACAAGUACACAUCAUUUAUAUCCAUAAUGUGGAUCGUCUUCUCGGCUCUCCUACUGUUCUUCACCAUCACCACAAGCUUCUUCUCAACUCUAACAGCAUCCACUUCACCAGCUCUCCAUCCAGAUGAGUGCGCUUGGAAAGAUAGCUACUACACUUGGAAUAAAGAGAUUGAAGCUAAGUGAUGGAGAUCCUUGCCUUUUGAAAACUCUAAAAAUUGGUGGUGUUUGGAAUUCGGAGGUAGCCAACACCAUUGCUUGUGAUUGUAGCUUCGACAACAACACGACAUGUCAUAUAAUCGAACUAAAUCUCAAGUCCACAAGUCUUUCAGGGAAACUUCCGCCUGAGUUGGCCAAACUUCAGUAUAUCCAGAAGAUAAGCCUUUGCCGAAACUACCUCUCAGGCUCAAUCCCAAUGGAGUGGGCUUCAUUGCCAUACCUCUCUUACAUCUCGCUCUGCGCGAAUCGUUUGUCCGGGCCUUUACCAACCGGUUUGCGAAACUUCAAGAAUCUGACAUUCCUAAGCGUUGAAGCAAACCAGUUCUCUGGUCCCAUUCCUGAUGAGCUCGGUGACUUGACCAACCUUAAAGUAUUGGAACUUGCGUCCAAUCAAUUGACAGGAAACCUUCCAAUCACUCUCGCUAAAUUGGUAAACCUUGAGAAAUUUAGGAUAUGUGACAAUAACUUCACUGGCACUAUCCCAGAAUAUAUUGGCAACUGGUCUCGGCUUCAAAGGCUAGAUCUCUACGCGAGUGGACUGAAAGGACCUAUUCCUGACGCUGUGGCCCGCUUAGGAAACCUUACUGAACUGAGUAUUAGUGAUACGACUGGGAUACACUCCUUUCCUAAUAUAUCUAGCAAAGUCAUCAAAAACCUGAUUCUGAGGAAUGUGAGUAUGUCUGGUCCAAUUCCUUCAUACAUUUGGAGUAAGCCGGAUUUGAGAACUCUCUAUUUGACUGGCAAUAUGCUUUCCGGAAACAUCAAAUCUGUGAUCUCUCUUAUAACAAUUUCUCAUGGCCGUCUACCUGCCAGGAAAGGAGAAACGAGCUUUUUCCAUGUGCCGUUCCAACCAAAUGCAGGAACUCGAUCACUACAUAUCAACUGUGGUGGAGAAGAUGUAACUUUUACAAACUCCUCCGGUAAAAUCACUUAUCAAGCUGAUAACAGUGAAAUCAAAGCCGCUACAAAUCAGCACACGAAAAACUGGGGAAUAAGCAACACUGGUGACUUUGGGGAUGAUGGCAUUGAUGAUGACAUAUACAUCAUUUCAACUAAAUCAACACUGUUGGGAGAUUCUCCUAAUCUCUAUAAGACUGCACGACGAUCUGCUCUAUCUCUUGUUUAUUAUGCAUUUUGCUUGGAAAAUGGAGCCUACAAUGUGAGCCUCCAUUUUAUGGAAAUUCAGUUUUCAGACAGUCGUCUAGGGAGGCGCAUAUUUGAUGUCUAUGUUCAGGGAAAGUUGUUCUUGAGGGAUUUUAACAUCAAAGAGGAGGGUAAUGGGACUCUGAAGCCCGUUGUGAAAGAAGUGAAAGCUGUUAAUGUGACUGAUCAUAUGUUAGAGAUUCGGUUGUAUUGGGCGGGUAAAGGAACAGCACUCGUUCCUAAAAGAGGAAAUUAUGGUCCUCUUAUCUCCGCAAUCUCCUUGUGUCAUAGCCUGGAGCAACAUUGUGGAGCGGAGAAAAUAGAACAUCACACUAAUUAUCCCCUACUUUUGGGGGUAACGGGUGCCUUGUUAGCAAUUGUUCUCUUUGCUUUGGGAUUAUAUGCUCGGAGAAGAUGGAGAGGUGACAAGAACACGAGAGAAAGAGGAAAGAGCUCCAUAAAGCUAGACUGGUCAGCGAGACAGAAAAUCUGUGUAGGAAUCGCAAGAGGGCUUGAAUUCCUCCACGAAGGAUCGGGGAUCCGAAUGGUUCACCGUGACAUUAAAACCUCUAACGUACUUCUGGACGCCAACCUUAAUGCAAAGAUAUCUGACUUUGGUUUGGCUAGGCUCCACGAAGAAGAACACACUCACAUUAGCACCAAAAUUGCAGGAACUAUCGGAUAUAUGGCUCCGGAAUAUGCGUUCUUGGGUCGCUUGACAGAGAAAGCAGACGUGUACAGCUUCGGGGUUGUGGCAAUGGAAAUUGUUAGCGGGAAGAGUAAUAUGGCACAGAACGGAAGGAAUGAGAACGUCUCGCUUAUCAAUUGGGCGUUGAAACUGGAACAGAAAGGGGACGUAAUGGAGAUCGUAGAUCCGAUGCUCAAAGGUGAAUUCAACAGCAAAGAAGUAGUGAGGAUGAUCAGAGUUGCUCUCGUUUGCACAAAUGCAUCGCCUUCGUUAAGGCCAUUGAUGUCUGAGGCAGUGAAAAUGCUCGAGGGAGAGAUGGAAAUAACACAGAUUAUGUCAGGUCCUGCCGUAUAUGGACAUGAUUUGAACUUCUCAAAGCUGAUGGAGAUGCAAGAGUCAACCUCAAUGUCUGGUUAUGAUCUGUACCCACUUCACUCAAAAUCUGCCACCUUAAACUCCACAGCAGAGUCAUUUGUAUUGAUAUUUCUCUCUCCGGUGACUGCGCUUGAGGAGAUAGCUACUACACUUGGAAUAAAGAAACUGAACCUAAGUUAUGAAGACCCAUGCCGUUUCGAAACUUUAAUGAUUACACAACAAGUUGGUUUUGUUUGGAAUCCGGAGGUGAACAACACCAUUUCUUGUGAUUGUACCUUCAACAACAGCACGACAUGUCAUAUUACAGAAUUAAUUCUCGGGAAUUUUUCUCUUAUGGGGAAAUUGCCACCUGAGUUGGCCAAGCUUCGAUAUCUCCGGUCAAUCGACUUAUCCUCAAACUACCUUUCGGGCACGAUUCCAGUGGAGUGGGCUUCAAUGCCAUAUCUCACUUCCAUCUUUCUCUCCGCAAAUCGUUUGUCUGGGGAUUUACCAACUUGGUUGCAAAACAUCAAGAAUCUGAAACUCCUAGGGAUUGAAGGCAACCAGUUCUCUGGUAAGAUUCCUGAUGAGCUUGGUAACUUGACCAACCUAACAAAAUUGCAUCUUGCAUCCAAUCAAUUUACUGGAAGCUUGCCUAUCACUCUUGCUAAACUAGUAAACCUUGAGCAAUUUUGGAUUUCUGACAAUAACUUUAGUGGAAUCAUACCAGCAUUUAUUGGCAACUGGUCUCGAAUGAAAAGGAUAUAUCUACACGCGAGUGGACUGAAAGGACCUAUUCCUGAUGCAGUGACCCGCCUAGAAUACCUUACUGAUCUGAGAAUUAGUGAUACGACUGGGAUAAACUCAUUUCCAAUUCUAUCCAGCAAAGCCAUCGAAACCCUGAUUUUGAGAAACUUGAGUUUGUCUGGUCCAAUCCCUUCUUACAUUUGGAAUUUGCCAAACCUAAAGAGACUAGAUUUAUCGUUUAACAAGUUGACUGGUGAAGUUGAAGGAGUACAAAAUGUACCAACAUACACCUAUCUGAGUGGCAACAUGCUUUCUGGAAACGUUGAAUCUGCAUUUUUCGUCAACGGAAACCCUAAUAUUGAUCUAUCCUAUAACAAUUUUUCUUGGACAUCGAGUUGUCAUGAAAAGAGUAACAUUAACACAUACCGGAGCUCAUAUUUAAAGAAUAAUUUAACUGGGCUUUUUCCAUGCAAUGAUCAGCGAUUCCUACAUAUAAAUUGUGGUGGAGGAAAUGUACAUAUUACAAACUCCUCCGGUAAAGUCACUUAUCAAGCUGAUGACAGUAAAACCAUGGCCGCAACGAAUCAGCACAUGGAAAACUGGGGAAUAAGUAACACUGGUGACUUUACCGAAGAUAUAAGUGAUGAUGACAGCUACAUCAUUACAACUGGUUUAAGACUAUCUCGAGAUUCUUCUGGUCUGUAUAAGACCGCACGUCGAUCUGCUCUGUCUCUAACUUAUUAUGCGUUUUGCUUGGAAAAUGGAACCUACAAUGUGAGAUUCCAUUUUAUGGAGAUCCAGUUUUCAGACCAAGAACUAUACAGUCGUCUCGGCAGACGCAUAUUUGACGUUUAUGUUCAGGGAAAAUUGUUCUUGAAGGAUUUUAACAUCAAAGAAGAGGCUAAUGGGACUCUGAAGCCUGUUAUCAAAACAUUGAAUGCGAAUGUGAGCGAUCAUAUCUUAGAGAUUCGGUUAUAUUGGGCGGGUAAAGGGACAACACUCAUUCCAAACAGAGGAAACUAUGGUCCUCUCAUCUCUGCAAUCUCCUUGUGUCACAGUCUCGAGCCACAAUGUGGAGCGGAGAAAAUAAAACGUCACAUGAAUUAUCCACUAAUUUUGGGGGCAAUGGUUGCCUUGGUAACAAUUAUACUGUUGGCUUUGGGAAUAUAUGUUUGGAGAAGAUGCAGAGGAGACAAUAACACAAGAGAACGAGAUCUUAGAGCUCAGGGUCUGCAAACAGUUUGCUUUACUUGGAAGCAACUGCAAACUGCAACAAACAAUUUUAAUCAAGCUAACAAACUUGGAGAAGGAGGUUUCGGAUCCGUAUUCAAAGGAGAGCUGUCGGAUGGAACGAUCAUAGCAGUGAAGCAGCUUGCAUCCAAGUCAUGCCAAGGAAACAGAGAGUUUGUGAAUGAGAUAGGAAUGAUCUCUGGUCUGAACCAUCCAAACCUCGUCAAGCUUUAUGGAUGCUGUGUCGAGAAGAAUCAGUUGCUGCUCGUCUAUGAGUACAUGGAAAACAACUCUCUUGCUCUUGUGAUGUCUGGAAAGAGCUCCCUGAAACUGGAUUGGGGAGCCAGACAAAAAAUCUGUGUAGGAAUCGCGAGAGGGCUUGAAUUCCUCCAUGAAGGAUCGAUGAUCAGGAUGGUUCACCGUGACAUAAAAACCAGUAACGUGCUCCUAGACGCUGAUCUAAAUGCAAAGAUAUCCGACUUUGGGUUGGCUAGGCUACAUCAUGAAGAACACACUCACAUUAGCACUAAAGUUGCAGGAACCAUCGGAUAUAUGGCUCCGGAAUAUAUACUAUGGGGUCAAUUAACAGAGAAAGCAGAUGUGUACAGCUUCGGGGUUGUGGCAAUGGAAAUUGUUAGUGGGAAGAGUAAUACUAAACACAAUGGAACUGAUGAUCACGUCUCGCUUAUCAAUUGGGCACUGACGCUGCAGCAGAAAGGGGACACAUUAGAGAUUGUAGAUCCAAUGCUGGAAGGUGUUUUCAAUAGCAAAGAAGCCGUGAGGAUGAUCAACGUUGCUCUUGUUUGCACAAACUCAUCGCCUUCGUUGAGGCCAACAAUGUCAGAGGCCGUGCAAAUGCUCGAGGGAGUGAUCGAGAUAACACAGGUUAUGCCAGAUCCUGGUAUAUACGGAGACGACUGGAACAUCUCAAACCUGAGGGACAGUGAUACAAAUGGUAGCUCGAGCAUGUCUGGUGUGACCGAUCAAACAACAGCAACAACAAUGAAAUCCUCUGUUUCUGGUAGUGAUCUCUACCCAUUAUACCCUGAAUCUGUGAUCCUAGACUCCACAGUAGAGCACCCUAAUGACACUUAUUCAUCUCUUCUUGAUGGUAAUAUUUGUGAAUAUAUAACCAAAAAAGUACACAUACAAAAAGAUCACUUGAUCGAUGAUGUGGAUCGUCUUCUCGGCUCUCUUACUCAUCCACUUCACCAGCUCUCCAUCCAGACGAAUGCGCUUGGAAAGAUAGCUACUACACUUGGAAUAAAGAGAUUGGACCUAAGUGCUGGAGAUCCUUGCCUUUUGAAAACUCUAAGAAUUGGUGGUGUCUGGAAUCCGGAUGUGAACAACACCAUUGCUUGUGAUUGUACCUUCAACAACAACACGACAUGUCAUAUUACAGAAUUAAUUCUCAAGUCCACAAGCCUUUCAGGGAAACUUCCGCCUGAGCUGGCCAAGCUUCAGCAUAUCCAGAAGAUAGUCUUGUGCCGAAACUACCUGUCAGGCUCAAUCCCAAUGGAGUGGGCUUUAUUGCCAAACCUCACUUUCAUCUCACUCUGCGCUAAUAAUUUGUCUGGGCCUUUACCACCUGGUUUGCAAAACUUCAAGAGUCUGACAUUCAUAUCCGUUGAAGCGAACCAGUUCUCUGGCACCAUUCCAGAUGAGCUUGGUAACCUGACUAGCCUGACCAUACUGUUUCUUGCAUCCAAUCAAUUUACAGGAAGCCUUCCUACCACUCUCGCUAGGCUGGUGAACCUUGAGAAAUUUAAGAUAAGUGACAAUAACUUCACUGGCACCAUCCCAGAAUAUAUUGGCAACUGGUCUCGGCUUCAAAGGCUACACCUAUCCGCAAGUGGACUGAAAGGACCUAUUCCUGAUGCAGUGGCCGGCCUAGAAAAUCUUAUUGAACUGAGUAUUAGUGAUACGAUUGGGAUAGACUCUUUUCCUAAUAUAUCUAGCAAAGCCAUCAAAAACCUGAUUCUGAGGAAUGUGAGUAUGUCUGGUCCAAUUCCUUCAUACAUUUGGAGUAAGCCGAACUUGAGAACUCUUGAUUUAUCGUUUAACAAAUUGACUGGUGAAGUUCUUGGAAUAAAAUUAGCACCAAAAUACACCUAUUUGACUGGCAAUAUGCUUUCCGGAAACAUCAAAUCUGGUGUUUUCCUCAACAGAAAAUCAAAUAUUGAUCUCUCUUAUAACAAUUUCUCAUGGUCGCCUAACUGCCAGGAAAGGAGCAACAUUAAUACAUACCGGAGCUCAUAUUUGAAUAACAAUUUAAACGAGCUAUUUCCAUGUUCUCGAUCACUACAUAUCAAUUGUGGUGGAAAAAAUGUAACUAUUACAAACUCCUCGGGUAAAAUCACUUACCAAGCUGAUAACAGUGAAAUCAAAGCCGCUACAAACCAGCACACGAAGAACUGGGGAAUAAGCAACACUGGUGACUUUGGGGAUGAUGGAAUCGAUGAGGACACAUACAUCAUUUCAACUAGUUUAACACCAUUGGGAGAUUAUCCUGAUCUCUAUAAGACUGCACGUCGAUCUGCUCUCUCUCUUGUUUAUUAUGCAUUUUGCUUGGAAAAUGGAGCAUACAAUGUGAAACUCCAUUUUAUGGAGAUCCAGUUUUCUGACGAAGAACCAUACAGUCGUCUGGGUAGGCGCAUAUUUGAUGUCUAUGUUCAGGGAAAGUUGUUCUUGAGGGAUUUGAACAUCAAAGAGGAGGCUAAUGGGACUUUGAAGCCCGUUGUCAAAACAGUGAAUGUGAAUGUGACCGAUCAUAUGCUAGAGAUUCGGUUGUAUUGGGCGGGUAAAGGAACAACACUCAUUCCUGAAAGAGGAAACUAUGGUCCUCUUAUCUCUGCAAUCUCCUUGUGUCACACGGAGAAAACAAAACAUCACACUAAGUAUCCACUAAUUUUCGGGGUAACAGGAGCCUUGGUUGCACUUACUCUGUUGGCUUUGGGAUUAUAUGCUCAGAAACGAUGCAGAGGUGACAAAAACACGAGAGAGAGAGAUUUGAGAGCUGAAGGUCUGCAAACGGUUUGCUUUACUUGGAGGCAACUGCAAGCUGCAACAAACAAUUUUGAUGAAGCCAACAAACUUGGAGAAGGAGGUUUCGGAUCUGUAUUCAAAGGAGAGUUAUCGGAUGGAACAAUCAUAGCAGUGAAGCAGCUUUCUGCCAAGUCAUGUCAAGGAAACAGAGAGUUUGUGAAUGAGAUAGGAAUGAUCUCUGGUCUGAAUCAUCCAAACCUCGUCAAGCUUUAUGGAUGCUGUGUCGAGAGGAAUCAGCUGUUGCUCGUCUAUGAGUACAUGGAAAAUAACUCCCUUGCACUUGUGCUGUCUGAAAAGAGCUCCAUGAAACUAGACUGGGUAGCGAGACAGAAAAUCUGUGUAGGAAUCGCAAGAGGGCUUGAAUUCCUCCAUGAAGGAUCGACGAUGAGGAUGGUUCACCGUGACAUAAAAACCCCUAAUGUGCUUCUAGAUGCUGACCUUAAUGCAAAGAUAUCUGACUUUGGUUUGGCUAGGCUCCACGAAGAAGAUCACACCCACAUUAGCACCAGAGUUGCAGGAACCAUCGGAUAUAUGGCUCCAGAAUAUGCGUUAUUAGGUCACUUGACAGAGAAAGCAGACGUGUACAGCUUCGGGGUUGUGGCAAUGGAGAUUGUUAGCGGGAAGAGUAAUAUGACUCAGAAUGGAAGUCAUGCCAACGUGUCGCUUAUCAAUUGGGCGUUGAAACUGGAACAGAAAGGGGACGUAAUGGAGAUCGUAGAUCCGAUGCUCAAAGGUGAAUUCAACAGCAAAGAAGCAGUGAGGAUGAUCAGAGUUGCUCUCGUUUGCACAAAUGCAUCUCCUUUGUUAAGGCCAUUGAUGUCAGAGGCCGUGCAGAUGCUUGAGGGAGAGAUGGAAAUAACACAGAUUAUGUCAGGUCCUACCGUAUAUGGACAUGAUUUGAACUUCUCAAAGCUGAUGGAGACGCAAGAGUCAACCUCAAUGUCUGGUUAUGAUCUGCAUUCAGAAUCCUCCACCUUAAACUCCACAGCAGAGUUUUCUUCCUCGUCACUGUAAUAGGAAAAGUUGUGCAUGUUGCCUUUUAGCCAUAUCACCAAAAUUGUUUUUUAAAACCUUACAUUUGCUAUGAAUGUUUGUGGAGUAGUAUCUUUCCAUGAAAGUUUUUAGUGUUUGUAGUAUCGUUCCAUGAGAGUUUCUAGUAUUUUUCUGAAUCAUCUGUAUCUAUAAUUUUCUAUCUGAUUCCUGAAUCAUUUAAAAUCUUAAACUGAUAAUUUUUCUAUAUAUACUCGAUUUAUUUGUGCAGUAUAAGCGCUUGAGGAGAUAGCUACUACUUUU